This is a messenger RNA of Camarhynchus parvulus, 11141 nucleotides long. It is a transcript of the gene REEP2, whose product is annotated as receptor accessory protein 2. The record is from RefSeq and is a predicted model, not a curated record. Gene Ontology annotation, molecular function: microtubule binding; taste receptor binding. The transcript has 7 exons. Gene Ontology annotation, biological process: endoplasmic reticulum tubular network organization. NCBI's taxonomy places the organism in Eukaryota, Metazoa, Chordata, Aves, Passeriformes, Thraupidae. Gene Ontology annotation, cellular component: endoplasmic reticulum tubular network; cytoplasmic microtubule; endoplasmic reticulum membrane. The coding region runs from base 1308 to 2084 and encodes 258 amino acids.
CCAUGGUAGAUUUCUAGUGAUUUUUUUUCCAUUAAAAAACAACUUAUGUAACUAACUUAUGUUAUCUCUGUGAUUCAGAGAUCUGUGUACAGGGCCUAAUCAAUCCAUGACUGUAAUACACAUACAGGCUCCCAGGGACCCAGUAAUGAACUCUGGCAUUGAUUGAGGAGGAAGAUUCUUUUAACAGUAUUCCUUGGUGAGCUGUUAAAAUACAACAGUUUCCAGUACUGCAGUAUGCUUAAGUAUACACAUUUAUACCCAUUUCCCACCCUGCACUAAGGAUAUUCCAACACAUACACUGUUCAGCCUUGCUUGUGUAGUUAGCAAAGGAAUCCUUGACCUCUCAGCUUACGAGAAAGAGUAUCUGGCAACACUGAAAUUACCUGGAAACUACAAGUAACAGCCUUUAUUCUUCUGGUUUGAUAACAUAAACGUCAGUAUUGGCUAGUUGAGUUUUGUUUUGCAUCCGGUUUUGGGCGAAACUCGGAGCCGUGGAGCUCUGAAACUCUUUUACACUUAAGUACCCUGUUUGCAGCAUGUAAUAGCUGUUGUCUUGAUUUCCCGGGAGGAGGCAGCUGGAAGGAAGUUGGCUUCUUCUGCUGUCUCUCUUACUCUGUCCUCCCAAGUGCCCGUGAUCUCAAUUCAGCACUCUCCUGUAAUUUUCCUUACGUUGCGCAUGUUGCUUCUCUGCCAUCGUUCCAACAACGCCACUUGUCUACCUCGCUGCUGCCGUUCCGCUGCCGUGGCUCCGUUCCUGGGAUCCCGCCGCCCCUCCCAGCCUGGUGCGAGCGAACGCGGAGUUUUCCCCCAGAGCGGGGCGGGCUUGCUGGGCUCCGCAGCGCGGCUGGAUGCUGAGGGCCUUGCGGCCUCUCCCUCCGCCGCGUCGGCUCCUCCCAUGCGAGCACACGGGGCGGAGCUGCGCUUGCUGCAGGAACCUGUGCUUUAAGAGCCACCUCCCGCCGCUGCUCAGCCCUGAGCCGUGCCCGUUGCCGCCAUGGUCUCCUGGAUAAUCUCCCGCCUCGUGGUGUGAGUGCGUGUGGCCGGGGCGCGGGGAGGUGUGGGCCGCUGGCGGGGCCCUUCCUUGGUGGUCCCUUGAGGGCCGCGGCCCAGAGCGGGGCUCUGGCGGUGGUGUCAGUGCUGGCCCGCGGGACCCCACGCCCGGGAAGGGGCGGCUGGGGGGCAGUCGCCCUCGCGGGUGGCUGCGGCCGCAGACGGGCGGGUUCGCGCGGGCUGCUGCGGCCCACGGGCGGUGCCGCGGUGAGGGCGGCUGAGCCCCGCCCGGAGAUCGGCAUCACGCCGGCACCGGCAUGCCAGGGGGAGUGCCCGCCCCUGCGGCCGGGGACGGUGCAGGGCGUCGCGAGGCGCUGAGGGGUCUGUUCUUCUCGCAGGCUGAUCUUCGGCACCCUUUACCCCGCGUACUCCUCCUACAAGGCCGUGAAGACGAAAAACGUAAAGGAAUAUCCUUUUCCAGAUGUUUCAUGAAGAUGAGCAGCACAGAUCUCAGCAGAUUCCUGUGGGAUUCCACUGGUGAAGUGGAUGAUGUACUGGAUUGUAUUUGCCUUUUUCACCACUGCAGAAACACUCACAGACAUUGUUCUUUCUUGGAAAUUGAUGAAUACAUUACUCAGGCUUGUGACAAGAGCUACGAAACCAUGAUGCGAGUUGGCAAGAGAGGGUUAAACCUUGCUGCCAAUGCAGCGGUUACUGCAGCUGCAAAGGGCCAGGGAGUUUUGUCUGAGAAGCUUCGAAGUUUCAGCAUGCAGGAUCUCACUCUCAUCCGAGAUGAAGAUACUGUGCAUAUGCGAAGCCAUGAUCCACAGCUGCACCCCUCUGGUUCAAGUCUUCUGGAAACUAUUGAAGACUCAGCUUCGUGUUACUCCUCAGGAGAGGAGAGCAGUGUGGCGCAUCGGUCUAAUGGAACCCCGUCAGAUACUAGAACAGACCCAUCAGAUGAAGAUGCAGGAGACAAACUUCCUAAACGUACCCAGAGUCUCAAAACUUCUAAAAAGCUUCCAGUGAGAAGUGUAAAAGCCCGCCCUAAGAAGAAAGCUGCUGGCUCUCUUGCUUCUGGCGAGUCAUCCUAAGGCGACCUGCCCCCCCCUCCAGCACCUGUCUCUGUCCUGGGAUUUGCCUUUCGCUUUUUAUGGGGAAACUCUCCAAAGGAAGGGAGCUGAGAUUCUUGUACAUAACUGAUACUGCUUUACAGAGCUCAUUCCAAGGCAAGGGGGAGGCUGGGAUUCAGAAAGCAGAGAAGAGGAUACAAAUCCUCAGGAAUUUUCUCCUUUUCAUCUCUCUGUUGGAGGGAAUGCUGAUAUGUCUGUACAUAGCCAGUUGCUUUGGAAUUCCCACUGUAUAACUCUAGUUGAGAAUCUUUGCUGGAAAAACUGACUAGGGUUAGAGACAUCCAUUGCACAGAAGCUGGAAAAAUACUAGACACUGGAGUUCCAUAGGGUGGGUGGCUCUCAAAAAUGUCUUCUCUUGCUCUGGGUAUUCUCCUGCAGCUGUGUGUUGUUAAGAAGUGCCCAUCAUGAGUCAUAUUCCUUAAGAAUGGACCAUACCUGAUAUGUCCAUUGCCUUUGAGAAAGUGACUGAAGUGAUAUAUACUGAGUGCUUUUGAACAUAAAGGACUGGCUCAUGGGAGGUAUAUGCUAGAUUCCCACUACUCAUACUGGAAGACUAAGAGAUUUGGUUUAAUUUUAUUUUUUCUGGAAGGUGAUAAUUUUUUCCAGAAGGGAGAUAAUUGGAAAAACUGAUACAGGAAAUGUGCUAUUACAUGCACAUAAUAUGAUGGAUUAGGUAGGAGUUACUGUUGAGAAGGAAAGUGUGACAUCUCUAAGAUUUUGGCUCUUUUUUAAACUGCUUGAGUUUUAUUUCGAGUUCUAAUGCUCACUUUGACUCCUCUGAGAGCAUCAGAAUGAGGCGAGUCUCAUGCAGUUCCAUGGCAAGCAUACUCGCUUUGCCAUUUAGUGGUUGAACUCAUGUCGUUGUGUUGCUUGUUACUUCAGACAAAUUCUUUUAUUCUAGCAAAUGUCUGGGGAAAAUCUGUCUCAAAAUAGUCUGCGAACAUACUUCAGAAUUUCAGAAGCCCUCACCUCUCAGCUUUAGGAGAAUCAAUCCUCAGGACGUAAGAACUGAAACAGUUGAUUUAUUAACGGUCGAGUUCCUCUAAUUUCAGGAUUUCGUUUAUGGGGGAUAAAAAGCAGGCACUAGGGCACAAUACUGGUGAAUACUGAUUAAUCUGUCCUCUUGCUUUAUCCUGCUGCAGCCCUUGCACAGAUUCUCUGUCUGAUAUGUGCCGUGCUCAUCAGUGUCCUGAGACUCGAGCAAUACUUAACGCUUGGGACAAAAAACUACGAGGAAUGUAGAAUAUGUACUGUGGGAGGGAAAUUGUAGUGCUAGAGAGAAAAUGUGCGUAAUGACAAGCCAUACUAGACUCUUGAAUGCUGUUAAGGGGAGGACCCCUGUACACAUGCCGGCUGAGCCUAUGAAAAUGUAAGAGUAGGGUUCUUGUUAUCAAGAUCUAUAAUGAAGGUGCACCAUUUUAGACAUGGAUAUCUGAAUGAAUACUUGAUGGUCUUAAUUUUCACUGAAAUUAGUUAUCAAAGGAGCCUGGCUCCUACGUGCAGGUGUUUGCAUCCCAUGCUUUUGUUGUCACAUUUCUGAAAUUACAGUGAAUUUUUCACAGAGCCCAGUAUUUUGCUGUUGACAAGGUAUAGAAGCACUUCUGCAGCUAAUGCUCCACAAAUAUUUCUGUCCUAGAGAAUAGCCUUUCAAAAGUUUAUAAAGUUGAAGAUUAGGACUGAAUUUUUUUCUUGUUUUCCAUUGUCUUGGUGGCAAAUUGUUUGCUGUUGAAUUCACCAGUUAUUUCAGGAAGCCAAUUAAGUUGAGUUUACUAUUUUUUGCAGCUUUAAAAAAUUUAAACUUUACAGUCCAUGUUAGAAACUUGCCUCCUGUCAGAAGUAUUUGUCCUAAAUUAUCCACAAGGCCUUAUCCAGAAGCCAGUCGAAAAUGCUUGAUUUGGCUCUGCAUUUCAUAAAAAAACCCACAAUUAUUUUGUUCUUUUUAAGUUUAUUAGCAAACUUCAUAUUCAUGUCUUACUAGCACAUGCAAAUGCAUGUCCUGAAGCAGGAAUACUUGCUGUUUCCAAAGGAAAUUCCUCUCUCCAGACGACAGAUAAAAUCUUCCAUGGUUAUGUGGAAGAUCCAGUUGUGAGAUAUUGCUGUCCUAGACUUUACUGUACUGAGCAAGAGAGAACCAUUGUUCUCUAUGUACCAAGUAUGUCUAUGACCACGUUUCUUGAUUUUUUUUUCAAAAUUAAAAUUGUGCAUAGCAAAUUAUUUAUGUAAAUCAUUGUGAGGGACUUGAUUUGGAAGCCAAGUCUCCCCUUGUGCUGUUCUUCUUGCCCUUUCCUUGGGCAUGCACUGUGAUAGUCUACGAUUACUGGGUUUCCACAGAGCAACUUUCCAGAAUCUUCUCUAGAAUUCAUUUAUUUGUAAUGGCUUUUCUGCUUUGAACCACAGGAAGAAUUUCUGAAGAUUCAGUUCUGGUAUUUGGAUUUGUCUUUGUCUUCCUGAGCUGGGGCCUGUGCUAAGUAGCGUUUACUUAGCAUUGGUGCUUGAUGUCGUUAGCUUGUGGGUAAAUACGGGUCAGUUUUACUCUGAGUUUUCUUUAUACAGGGGAAUUGGCUUUUUGUUUGCAAGAGGGAGUCUACAGUAGAGUCAGGGACUAUCUAGUGUGUGAUAUGAAGCUGAUGAUGUCAAGCAGCAGAAUUUACCCAGAGCAAGACCAGUGUCUUAGCAUGGAUACUGUUUUCUUCUUGUAGUACAAGUGUGACUGCUAGAUUGUGCUUUGCUUGAUCAAGCCACUGCAGGUCUACCACCACCCACGUGACCUCUUAGUGAGCUUCUAGAUCUAGUUGUGCAUUGGAUACACUGUCUUGUAUAGAAUUUCUCUUGUUAAUGAGAGCGCUGAAUGUGCUGUUUUGAUAAAAUGCUUUUAUCAGCUGCUGUUCGGUGUUUUCAGCAGGAAAUGCUGGAAUGUAGUUUCUCUUCAGUAUCAUCUGUGGGCUUCAUCAUGCAAUUAAGCAAAUGGUUAAAUCUUCACCUAGCAGUAGAACCCUGUUGUGUUUGGUAAAUGUUUAGAGCCUUUUCCUAAUCUGCCUGGCCAUAGAGAGAAGUGCAGUAACAGAAAAUGAUACUUGAAGGUGGGGGCUAAAGAGGGUGGUAUGUGUAUGUCAAACUUCGUGUGUCUAAAGGUUAUCCUAAAAUACCUGUACCAUGACAUACAAAGUUGAAGCCAUGACUGCCUUUGGAAAAGAAAGGUUUUACUUUCAUGCUUUGUAGUAGGAUGAGUCAGUGUUCUGCUGUUGGAAAAGAAAAUACCGAAAUGGGGUUUCCUGUGUAAGAAGCUUAAUGAUUUGUUGCAUAAAAGGGAAAGUGUUUUCUUGUUUGGCAGUAAUCCUCCAUGGUGGGUAAGAAAUAUGAAAAUACAGGGGAGACAACUGUCAGGUUUUAAACCUUUACCGAAACAUCAUUGUUACCUACUUUUUUAAAGUGGAGUUUGUGAUUCUCCAGCUUUACAUUUCUGGGACUGAUUUCCUUUAGACUAGAAUGAUUUCCUUGGUAUGUAGAGCAUAUAUAUAGAGAGGGGUGCUGGUGUUCUUAAAAUUGCAAAGCUUGUUCUGGGGAAGUUGCACCUUCCCUCAUUUUAGUGAAUUGAUUUCCACUCAUUGUGCUUUUGCAGUGCUGGGCUUUUUUUUUAUGCGUCACUCUUGGAAGUAUGACUCCUUCACAAUAUACUUCCUUGGAAAACAAGAGAACCACAGCUUUCCAGAAAUGGUUAUUUAUUCUGUGCCAUCUUAAUCAGCCGGAAAUUUAGUGCCUUAGGAGAAAAGUAAGAUAUCUGUGGAGAACUGUGCUGGUUCUCUGGUCCAUACAGAGCAUUGUAUCAAGGAGGCUCACAAGUUAACUGUGAAGUGUCAUUGUGUGUUUGAGAGCAGCUGUUGAAUUGAGCUCUUUCCUUUCUGUCUUCCAAAGUUGCAUAUAGUGCUGGAAAGUGUGGAUUGCUCCCUAAGAGAGAAAUCUGGGGAAAAAAGUUGUAUUCUAAUGGGGACACUGUAUUGUCACAUUACUGCUUGCUGGGCAGAUGCUGAAUGACAUCUCUAUGUAACUGGUCUGUACUAUAGCUUUUCUUGCUUUAGCCACUAGGAAUUUGUAAUGUGCUAUCUGGCUGAAGCAUCUUAAGGUGCUGCUUUGUGACUUGUCUUGUGAAGUCAGAGAUGUGAAAAACCAGGAAAGCACUGCAAAGUUACAUGAGCUUGUAGAACCAUAGAGGUGUCAGAGUCGGAAGGGGCCUCUGGGGGUCAUCCGGUUCAACCUCGCAACUCAGAGCCACCCGCUGCCAGUUCCUGUGUGCUAUUUCUGGUCUGGAAUCUGCUGAGUUUAAUGUUUAAGAGCUGAUAAUAUGUGCAGAAAUGUGUAUGCUGUAUGGGAAUGCAUUUUAGUGUUACCGAGGAGAAAUGUUUCCUGGUCACUUUUCAUCUGGAAUUUGGCUCUGUUGCAAGACACUAUAAACAUAACUCCAUUCUUAUGUUCCUUAUAGGUAUUGUUAAAAAGCCUAGAGGUCUCAAAAAAGAUCUUGAGGUAUGCAGAAUAAAUUGUGAAAACAGUUGGUUUUAAUAGUAAAUGGAGACAAUGACUGCAUAGCAGCUAAGAACCUUUCCUGCGAGAUAGAUUGAUAGAUAGCAUUAGAGUAGAAAAUGAGCUGUCUAUGUUACAGAGUUGUCCAGUAAAUACUGCUAACUUUCUGAGCCUCAAGCAACACUUAAACUGUGCAUUCUACAGAUGAGAGCUUGAUUUCUUUUUUGAGCCUGAUUUUUUGCUUGGAAUCAGUCUCUGUCUGUCUCCCUCCCUCUUUCCCCCUUUGCUUUCCCCUGCCUCGCCAUCCCUUUCAAACUGAGUUUGAGCUACAUACAUUAAGAUUCUUCAAACUUUCAUCCCUUCAGAGCAAUAAAAUUUUACUUUUACUUCAGCAGGCAGCUGAUCUGCAGGGAGGACCAGAUGAAUAUCAAGCAUCUCUCGUCACUUUCGUAGAUGUGUUACACUGGAGAAGCAGUAGCAGGAAGCUUCAGAGGAUACAUUUGCCUGGGAAAUUCUACCCUCUGUCCCCUGCCAAAGCCUGCAUUUUUGGGUGAACCAAAUGCUGGACUUAGCUAUGCUCAUAUACACAGUUAUUUGUAGAAUCCCACAAUUCAAUGUCAGAAUUUCUAGUGCUCUAUUUCUGAUGAUAAUAGGAAUUAAAAUAAUACUAAGUGAAAAGAAACAGUUGCAAAUUGGUGUUUUUUUUUUUUUUGCAACUUUGCAGGUAACUUUAGGUCAUUGCUAUUUAUAUGCCUAAAAUCUUUGCCUGAAGCCCCUUGCAAGCUAUCUGUUACUUUCUUGCUCUCUUGCAGAGCUCCUGUUCUUCUGUGAAUUGGCUAUGUUUUUUAUAUUUACUCUUAUUAAGCAAGGGCUGGCUUCUAUUUUACUGGCUGUGGAGAUUGGAAAUAUACUGUAUUAGAGCUGUAAUUUAGCCUUUUUUUGUUAUUUAAACCUAUGACCUAGAUUGAUACAUGUAACUGGUACAACAAGGCCCAAGGCUAGAUUCCCAGGUGGAAUGUAUCUAUUGCAAAUAACAUAGUUUGACAUAUUUCCCUUUUCUUGCAGUGGAUUCUGGCUGAAAUGUGCUUACUGCAGACCCUUUGGACCAAGAGCAUUCUGUCAGCCUUUAACCAGAUCAUGUUAGAGGUAGCAUUUAUGGGAAUAAUGCAAAAAUAAGUGAACAUUAAAGGAGCAAAAGCUCAAGUCUUCUGUAAUAUAUGACUGUCUGAGACUAUGUAAAACACUAAAGCAUUUCUGGCCACAGUGGAAAUGCAUUGCUAUACUGACUUACAAAGGUAGGGCAUUCAGUCAUGGUCUUUGUAGCAGGUUUGAGAGGAAAGUUAGUCUGGAUGGCAAGCAUAUAAAGUUUUACAUACCAAGGAAUUAAGUUUUUAUCACAAGUAAUGCUUAGUAACUUACCAAAAAGAAAGAAGUAAAAAAAUUGACUAAAAUUAUAAAAUUAAGAGAAAUUUUCCUGAUUGUCAAACCUAGUAUUGAAUAUAAACUUUCUCUGUUUGUGUUGCUGCCUUAUUUGGGAAAGCACUGCAUUAAUUAAUUCAUCAUUUCUGACUCCUCUCUUAGAUUAUUUCUGAAAUUAAUCUCAAAUUAGAGAUGCUUGGGUUUGACUCAGCAUUUUAACAUCCUCAAGUCCCUGUUAGCACAGUGUUGAUCUAAAGGCAGUACGGCACUAGGAGGGUUGUGAAUUACUUUUUGUCCACUAGAGGGUAUAAGCAUAACAUAAAACCACUGAACAUGAGAGAGCAGAGACAUGUCUCGUAACAGUUCAAUUAUGGCAGCUGAACAGCAAUAUUUCCUAGAUAUGAGUGAAGGUCCUCCUUGGGAGUGAGGGGGAAAACAAGCUGGGGCUCUAAUGCAGAAAUAUUUCAUGAAAUAAUACUGCUAUUAACCUCUGACUGAAAAGGCUGUUCUGGGCAUUCUUAUUGAGCCACUAUCCAGUAAGGCUUGCUGAGACAAUAGCGUUACAGAAUAACUGAACUCACUUUUUAAUUUUUGGUGUAUAUUGAAACCAUUUUCUAGCUGUAGGAAGCAGCUCUGAAAAUGGCAAUGUUUGUGAUUCCCCCGCUCCCCGCAGCCCUCUUCCCCCCGCCAGCUUUUGCAAUUAACUGAUUGCUGUGUGUUGCUCUACUUUAUACUCUGAAUUUUAGUAGCAUUUCCUGGUAAGGAUGAGUAUUUUCUUUCAGUUGGGUCUGUUUUCUCUGAAAAGAGAAGCAAUUUUAAUCUAAAAAUACAGAUGUAUCUAAUGUUACUAUGGUAAUUUGUGACCAUGGCAACAGAGAGUUAGCAUUCUGAAGAACAGACACAGAUUUGGUUGGUUUUUUGGUUGGUUGUUUUUUUGUUUGUUUUGUUGUUUUUUUGGGUUUUUUUUUAAGUCAAUUAAUGGUGCACGCAUUUCACAAAAUAAACUUGACUUUUCAUAUUUGUUAACCAUACAGGAUAAUAUGAGUCCAUGGGAUUUUGACAUUCUUACAUGGAAAAGCUGAUGUUAGAACAUAAUGUAACAGUAUGAGAUUCUUUCCAAUGCUGAGAAUUUCUUUUAUUUGCAACAGCAUAGAUGGAGACUUGCAGACUGAAGGAGGAUCCAGGACAUAGCAGGAGGUUUCUGUAGGAAAGAGAAACAGAAUCUAGAAUAGUCCUGGGGAUUCUUCAGUGUCAGACAUCGGGGGAAAAACAUGAAGAAUAAAAUAUAUUCAAUAUGUUUCUAUUUUCCCAUCAUAUGAUCAGCCUUAGGUAAACCAACACAGUGCUUUUGGGCAGGGCUAAAUUUCAAGUACAAGUUAUGAAUUGCCCUGACAUGCCCCAUCCCAAGAGCAUGUAGCGCAUUCUACGAAACAUUUAGUAGUGAUUUAAAGAGUUAUAAGAAAUUAACCUAUUAUUGAGGGAGGUAGGAAUGGGCUUUUGUGGCUAAGCCUUGUAUGUAGUGUAUUUAUCUCUGCCUGUAUAGAGCUAACAUAAAGGCUCUCUACUGUCAACACUCAGUGUUGGUUUUAUAGGAAGUGUGCUGAUGUAAGUUUAGCCAAAACUAAAGCACAGAUUUUUUUUCCAACCUUUUCCUUUUUCCUAGGUUCUGUUGGGGAAUCUAGCAACUGAAUGGAAAUUAUAGCAUUGUUGCUAUCGCUUGCUUAUUUGGGGCGAUGAAUAUAUUGAAUUAAAUACAAUUAAGCAGCAUUUAAUAGUUUAAUUUUUGUAAAAUUAAUUUUGUAAACAGCUGUUGUGACCAUUCUGUAUUUACUACAAGAAUAUGGUAACUGAUGCCUGGAGCCAUUGUAGUGCAGGAAGGCUCCUACCUCCAAAAAGGGAAAGCAGAGAAAAGGCCAACGCAAACUGAAUUAGUUCAGCUAGUGCAGUCUCCUGUCUCUGAUACUGCUCAGUUUAUUUGAUGAUCAGAGGGUAGUUUGGAAUUAAACACACAUUGGAAAAUGCCUCGUUACGACACUGUCACCUUUUUACCCAUGUGCUGAAGCACCAUGGUGUUAAAUGACUGAGUUAAUAGAGUUUUCCUAAGAGGAGGAGUUGUUGAAAAUCCAUCACUAAUUUUUGUAGUCAUUAAGUCUGGUCACUUGCUGCAGUAUAAUGACUUAAAUGUACAAAACCUAAGUCUUGCGUUGUGCUUUCUUUAAUACCCAGACUCUUCUUAGGUAUCUUGUAACAGUCUCUUUUGAAGUGCCUAUUUUAAAGGGCCCAUUGCUUAUGUUCCAUUUCUAUCCAGAGUAUAAUACAAAAGGUUUUAUCAGCGCAGAUGUGCUCUUGUUCCGCAGGGUGGCAACUAGUCCUUAUUUCUCUUCUCAAUUAUUUUGACAUUUCCACUAGAAGUGGCUUUGCUGGCUAAGUUCCCUUCUGGUGUAUCAGGGUCAUACACAUGGAAAGACAGCCCUUCUGUUCGGGUUAGAGAGUAUUUGGAAAGCUCAUUUUACUAUGUCUAUUUAGGCUUAUUUAUCAACUUGCUGAAGAUUGCUGAUGAGACCAAAAAGACAUCAUCUAAGGACUAAAUUUUGAACACUACUUCUUGCUACUGUCUCAUGUGGGUCUCUCUGGUAAGUGGUACUCCCAGGAACAACUGAUCACAAGCCUAUGAUGGCACCUCUAAAGAAAAAGUUGCUGUGGUAAGGUUUAGUUAUUGAUGUGGGUGAGGGAGAAAGAUUCUGGAAGUUAUUUAUUCACUUUUUAUUUCCAGUUUAUUUUGACAGAUAAAUGUCUCAGAUACUUUGAAUUUAAAUCUCUAUGUGUCAUCAGAAUAGGCUUAUAGAUUUAUUAGUUGAAGGCAUGGCUUUUUGUUCUUUUUUAGUGAGUUUACAUACCUUUCUCCCCCCUCAUGCCCCAGUUUCUUGCUACUGAUGCCUGUGGAUAUUAUUUUAAAAAAUGCUGUUUUGUUAUCUUUUCAAAUUGUGCUCCUAAAUCAUUUUAGUUUUAUCUUCAUGUCUUAUGUGUUUAGUCUUCUGCCAUUCCCCCUCUCCAUUGUUGAAUGAAUAAAUAUACAAAAAUGAA